CGGCUGCAGCAGCCGUCCGUGGCCAUGCUCUACGCCGAGCUGGCCGCGCUGCUCCCAGGCCUCCGCUACCGGGCGAGCAGGGUGGAGGUCGUGGAGGCGGCGGCGGAGCAGGUGAAGGUGCUGGAGGACACGGUCGCUGUGCUGGAGGCGUACAGGGCGGUGCAGACGGGAGGCGGCGCCGCCGCCGCCGCCCGGAAGGAGGUGUCCGUGUCGUGCCGGGAGACGGUCUGCUUCGCCGCCCGGCUGCCGGCGGCGCGGUGGCGGCGGCCGGGCGCGCUGUGCCGCGUGCUGGAGGCGUUCGACCGGCGCGGCGUGGAGGUCCUGGCCGCGACGCUGGCGCGCGCCGGCGGCGGCGAGGAGGGCGCGGCCGCCAUGGUCACGGUCACCGCGGCCACCGCGGCGCCGGACAUACGGGAGAUGAUCAAGGCCGACAUCGCCGGCAUCGAGUGAUCCAUGACGCGGCUUCGUGAUCGAUCGAACGCCGCGAUGGCAUUUUGUUUCUUCCAUAUUACAACCAAAAUUAGGAGUUUAGAAUCGGAUGGAAUUUAAAGCUUCGUUUUGCAUCUUGAGGCUUUUUUCUUAAGGAGUUCAAACUCGUUUUAAAUAGGAAAUGAAUUUUUUGGCAGUGCAAGCCUGCAAUGCUUGUGAUGGUUUCAUGUUCUGUGCAAAACCCCA
This is a messenger RNA of Oryza brachyantha (malo sina), 675 nucleotides long. RefSeq lists its product as uncharacterized. Gene Ontology annotation, biological process: regulation of DNA-templated transcription; endosperm development. The annotation marks the transcript as partial. Gene Ontology annotation, molecular function: DNA-binding transcription factor activity. The transcript has 2 exons. Lineage: Eukaryota; Viridiplantae; Streptophyta; Magnoliopsida; Poales; Poaceae. The record is from RefSeq and is a predicted model, not a curated record.